AUGUCUCGGAACAAAGAAAAUAAUCCUCUUUCGACGGCCCAGCAGCAGCAGCAGCAGCAGCGCACAGCGGCGAUCGCAUCACUGCACAGAACAUUACCCAGCGACGAGUUCUUCACCGACAGCUUGAUCGACGACUCCCGCAUCUCGAAUAGCUCGUAUAUUCCGUCGCCGGUCAAGUCGGGCCCCGUUAAGCCUCGACGCGCGCUCGGCGCGAGCAAAGUGUUGCAGAUAGGAAAAGACUCUGGCAACAGGACCAGUCGCACCUCGUUGUCCGAUUAUACCGCGGCGCGGACCAGCAAACAAUUGAAGCCUUCGCCGAAGCUGACCAGGAGGAAAAGCCCCAGCCCGGCGCGAACAAAUGGACUCUCGACUCCGCCGCAUUCCAGACACGAUCCCCGCCUCACCAGUCCCCCUCCUGAGUUCUCUAGCCCGCCGGGUGGUCUGCACGAGUCCUACCAGCGAAUAGCCGACGAGGAGGAUUUGGCCGCGACGGAGAGGGAUGUGGACAGCGAAGAGGAGGAGAUCGAUGGCGGCGACCAGCAGGAUACAUUUGAGACAAAUCUGGACGUGAACCCGACAGGAGAUGGAAUGGCCACGGAACAAUCAGAACCGGCACAGUUUUCGCAACAGCUGACGCCGGUUCGAUCUCCCUCCCCAGCUCACGCAGAAGUACAAAAUCCCAUGGAUGACCGGGUCGAAAGUCUCUCAGAGCCGCCAACCUUGGAUUUCCUCAAGAAUGAGCUUUCCGAUCGGAUAUUGGCUGCCAAAUUGACACCUCACGUUGUCGAUCGCGCAAAAGAUCGCGCAAGACUGGAGAAGCUGAGACAGAGCCGAAUCCCAAUAAACUUUGGAGAAAAGGGCAAGGAAGAUCAAGUAAACGGGGAGCCCCGACGGAGUGAUCUCGCAAGCGUUACAAGCCGUGGUCCGAUUUCCUUCGACAACGUUUUAGCUGUGGAUGCGAACGCCCUGCACAGGACCUACUCAGAUACAAGUGCAGAUCUUGACCCUCAAAAAAGAGUCAAAGCGUUCAGGCGCGCAACGCGUCCUAGUGUGGCCCAAACUGCACCUGGAGAUGAUGAUGGAAGCGAUACACCUCCGGAACUGCGGGAAAGGGAGAGAUUGGUCGCCUUCAGUAAAUACAGUCGGAAGAAGAAGGAAGACAACGAACAAAGUGAAAUACCGAGACCAGCAUCGGUACCCAAAGUCUCGGCGUUUUCACGUGCGCACGCUCGUCCUCGUCCUCAUGGGACGCCGUCCGAGGUAAUUGACGAUCAGGUACAACCCGAUGACCCUACAGUUGCGUCUAUCGCCUCGACAGUGUCCGAGCCUCUUCCUGGGACGACUCAACAACCGGAUAAGGAUCGAGCUACGCGCACCUUUAUUGCUAGAUGGCGCAAAGAGGCUGCAGAGAGGCGCGCUGUGAAGACUCGAGACGACGCGGACCGUUCUGAGUCACAAAUUGACUGGGCUGCUGUAGGUGCAGAUGUCGCAUUGCCUUCCAUUGAGAAGUCUUCGACGCCCCAGGAAACUCCCCCAAGAAUCGUGGCGUCUUCGAUUCACAAGCAAACGUCCAUGGAUCGCAUGCGGAAAUGGGAAAACGACUUCACGGGCCUGUCAUUUCAGGUGUCGGAAAGCCCACCCGUUCGUACUCGGCCGAACCUCAGUGAUACGCUCAGAGAGAAAGAGAUUGAGGAUCUCGCCAAACAGGCCGUCACUACAAACAGGUUGGACGAGAUCCGUGAAAAGGAUCCGAAUGUCAUUGUCCGGAAGACUUCUCGAAAUUUCAGCCCACUGGAGCGCAAGUCGACGCUGCCGGAGUCACAGGACAAUUCCCCUGUAGUCGACAAGGCGCAGCUGAAAAAUAUGGGCGAAGCGGUACCAGACACGCCAGUCGUUGUUUACAGGUCAUCCAGCGGUGGGACCGACAAAUCGAAAUCCUCUCAACGAUCAAUGCCAGAUUCUUUGGAUCAACUGCAGCGAUUAGCUCGAGCCGUCAGCACAACCCCGAAACCAAGUCCGCCUGCGCAAGACUUGUCCAUUGCUUUACAAGAUGCAUCUGCAGUUCCCUUGCCAUCUUCGGAAGAUGACCUGAAAUCUCAGUCUUCGCUCGCAGACCACGACGAGGUUCACAACAAGAAGAAAGUGGCAGAGACUCCAAGGGUUAUGGGUGCAUGGACCGAUACCAUUCUCCCGGAUACUGUCAAGACAAGAAAUCAAACACAAAAAAUUACCAAGUAUGCGCAAACACCUCAUGUCAAUGCUGGAGGCUGGAUAGAGACACCGCUACCCAUGGGAGAGCGGAUGGCAAAUGUCCAGAUACCGAGGAUCGUUGAAGAGGAGACAGAAGAAUUAAUGAACGAGGAAAUUCCAAACGACAAUCCAGCGGCGGCUCACAUUGAACGUGACACAAUUCCACAAACAACCCCUGUGAUUGAGCAGCCCGAGCCAAAAGUUGAACCAAAGAAGGAAGAGGUCGUUCUCCCCAAAAGUGCCCUAACAAAUGUUCUCAACGAGGCCAAACAGAAGCGGCUAGUAUCACAGGACAUCCCUGAUGCUCAUCGAGAGGAUACUGACACGCUUAACCUCGGAGACGCGACUAUCCAAAGCUUUGAAGACCUCCUCACUGACGCCGCAGACAUCACGGCGGAUCUCACCAGCCUUAUCAAAGCUGGUGCUGAGGAGGAAGUCUUGGCUCUGAAGGAGAAAAAUAAGUUGACUGCUUCUCUUGGUUUGGACGACGAUAACUCGACUGCAUCCGAGGUUGCAUUUAUUGGUCACUUGACAAGCCGGAUGGAAAGACUCAUGUCAAAUUUGCACGAAGCUAGGAAAGGCAUCGCCAGGCUGGAGCAAAAAGUCUCUCAUACACCACCCAUAACCUUGGCAGAACUGGAACAAAUGCGGACGCUAGGGGCCGUGGAGGAUCCAAAUCAAGCCUGCACAAGAUGUGGUCGAAGCCAUCAUGACAUCUCCCACGUUCAUCCCUCAAAGGAGACUGUGACUAUUUCCUCCUUCAUGGCAAUACCCAUCGCACACACGACAUUCACUCUCCCUAUUCCGCUCUUGUUCCAUCCGCGAACAGCAUCUCAGGACAAACACCGCAAUCGCCUCAUUGGCUUCCUUCCUGGUAGCCCAACGUGGCUAGGCUAUCUCACCUUCUCCGUGUGGAUUUGGUAUAUCCUUGAAUGUGUUCUCGCAGAGAUCUACGCAAGACCACUCUAUGCAGAACGAUACGUGUGGCCCACACGACCAGAGCCAGAGUUUCCUUUCGUUCUUCCCACGAUGCUCUACAGGUGGUGCAUCAGUGGCAUCUUGGAAAAUAUGUUAAUCAUGCCUGUGGUGACGGUUUUAGGCGUCGUGUGGAGACUAGUCAUGGCUGUUUGCAAGAUCAUUGGGAUGUGGUUGGGGUUGUGGGAUGGAUUUGUCGACGACGACAAGGCGACAAGCAUCAUGGCCACUGCUACGAAGUCUGCUGUUCAGGCUGUCCGGAGUCUUGUUGGCGGGCCCGCUGCCGCCGAUCCUGUCGGAAUGGAGGGGUUGAGUAUGAUGAAUGACGAAAUUUUAUGA
Fonsecaea monophora is the source of this 3564-nucleotide messenger RNA. RefSeq lists its product as hypothetical. The record is from RefSeq and is a predicted model, not a curated record. Bases 1 to 3564 code for a protein of 1187 amino acids. Lineage: Eukaryota; Fungi; Ascomycota; Eurotiomycetes; Chaetothyriales; Herpotrichiellaceae. The transcript has a single exon.